This is a messenger RNA of Salmo salar (Atlantic salmon), 3122 nucleotides long. RefSeq names its product Ribose-phosphate pyrophosphokinase 1 (gene prps1). Gene Ontology annotation, cellular component: ribose phosphate diphosphokinase complex; cytoplasm. Gene Ontology annotation, biological process: purine nucleotide biosynthetic process; ribonucleoside monophosphate biosynthetic process; 5-phosphoribose 1-diphosphate biosynthetic process. The record is from RefSeq and is marked provisional. Lineage: Eukaryota; Metazoa; Chordata; Actinopteri; Salmoniformes; Salmonidae. Gene Ontology annotation, molecular function: ATP binding; ribose phosphate diphosphokinase activity; magnesium ion binding.
GGAAAGGAGUCACCGUCGCAAGUUCUAGUCUCCUGUUGGUGGGAUAGAUACAGAGAAGCUAGCGAACUUGUUUUGCUUGUUAGCCGUGUAUUUAUGUGAGGGUGUUUUGUUACUUAAUCCGGAUUCCUUCAAAAUGCCUAACAUAAAGAUAUUCAGCGGUAGCUCUCAUCCGGACCUUGGCCAAAAAAUUUCCGACCGCCUGGGACUUGAGCUGGGGAAGGUUGUGACCAAAAAAUUCAGCAACCAGGAGACAUGUGUGGAGAUCGGGGAGAGUGUCAGAGGAGAGGAUGUCUACAUUGUCCAGAGUGGUUGUGGUGAGAUUAAUGAUAACUUAAUGGAGCUCCUCAUCAUGAUCAAUGCCUGUAAGAUUGCCUCUGCCUCACGAGUCACGGCUGUCAUCCCCUGUUUCCCAUAUGCAAGACAAGACAAGAAGGACAAGGUGGGGAGUCGGGCUCCCAUCUCUGCAAAGCUGGUGGCCAACAUGUUGUCAGUGUCAGGAGCUGAUCACAUAAUCACGAUGGACCUGCAUGCCUCGCAGAUACAGGGGUUCUUUGAUAUCCCUGUGGACAAUCUAUAUGCGGAGCCAGCUGUGCUGAAAUGGAUCAAAGAGAACAUCAAUGAGUGGAAGAAUUGCACCAUUGUGUCUCCUGAUGCUGGAGGAGCCAAAAGGGUCACCUCUAUAGCAGACAGGCUGAAUGUGGACUUCGCCCUAAUCCACAAAGAGCGGAAGAAGGCUAACGAGGUGGACCGCAUGGUCCUGGUGGGGGACGUGAAAGACCGAGUGGCCAUCUUGGUUGAUGACAUGGCAGACACCUGCGGCACCAUCUGCCACGCUGCAGAUAAGCUAGUGUCUGCUGGAGCCACAAAGGUCUAUGCCAUCUUGACCCAUGGGAUCUUUUCAGGCCCUGCUAUCACCCGCAUCAACAACGCCUGUUUUGAGGCUGUGGUUGUCACAAAUACCAUCCCUCAGGAGGAUAAGAUGAAACACUGUUCAAAAAUACAGGUUAUUGACAUCUCCAUGAUUCUGGCUGAGGCUAUUCGCCGGACACACAACGGCGAGUCAGUGUCGUAUCUCUUCAGCCAUGUUCCCUUGUAACAUCCCAUGAACAACCCCACCCUGCUUUUACCGGAAACCUGUACCAAAGGACGGAUGUCUGGAGCACCACCAUCAUCUCAGCCCAUCCAUUUAUUCCCCAUCUCAGGAAGGAAGGAAAUAAUGUGGGGUCAAUUAAAAAAAGCUCCUUGCCAAUAUUCUGUUACAGUGCACUGGCUAUCAACUGGUUUGACCUUUUGACUUACCAAAUGAAGAUUUUAGUUAAUUGGUGUAUUAAUAUGCCAGGCUGUUUUCAUAUUGGCAUUGUCUGCCAUGUUUCACAUAGGCAUUGUGUAUUACAAGAUAGAAAAGCUCUAGUUUACAUUGCUGCUGACAGCCAUUUUGAGAGAAAUGUUCACGCCAAUAUGGCGAGUUAUGUUUAAUGAGCUUGUUAUUUUAUGUUACUGAUCUGUUUUUUCCGCUACAAGGCGGACUAUCCACUUGCAUUUCCUAGAUAAUGUUAUAAUUUUGAGAUGCUUGUACUGAUAGAACUCUGCGUUUACACAGUUCAACAACAAAGCAUUGUGUACUGUUUACAUCCACGCUUUAGUUAAACUUUUGUUGUUUUUAUGCCUAUGUAUUUCAAGCUAUAUUCUAGGACGUGUUUGCAGUUCCAAUUCCAAGUGUCCUUAGUUCUAUGCCUUGGUGUGUUGAUACCAUGAUUUUAAUAUUUAGUUGCAUGAUUUGUAUGUAGUUGUAAUAAAAGCAUGACUUGCAGUGCAAACAUACAGGUAACUGCCAAAAUAAAGGAAACCCCAACAUAGUGUCUUAAUUGGACGUGGGGGCACUGCGAGAACAGCUUCAAUGUGCCUUGGCAUAUAUUCUACAAGUCUCUGGAACGCUAUUGGAGGAAUGCGACACCAUUCUUCCAUGAGAAAUUCCAUAAUUUGUUUUCUUGAUGGUGGUGGAAAACACUCAGGCACUGCUCCAGAAUCUCCCAUAAGUGUUGAAUUGGGUUGAGACCCUUUAAACCCCCUAUGCUCCUUUGAGACCCCUCGUUCAAAGUCACUGGGAUCUCUUUUAGACAUGGUAGCCAAAAUAAUGGGAAAAGGGGCAUUUUUAUACAUGACCCUGAGCAUGAUGUGAUGUUUUAAUUGCGUAAUUAACUCAGAAACCCUAUCUGUGUGGCUGCAACUGCUUUCAAUAUACUUUGAAUCCCUCAUUCACUCAAGUGUUUCCUUUUAUUUUGGUAUUUACCUCUACCUAAUGAAUGUGAUUCAAUAUCAUGCACAUCUGCCAUAUUUUAUUCAUCAGGCAAUAAGGCAUGUAGUGCAUGGAGCCUAAUGUAGCUGUCACAUUAUUUGAGCUUUACAAAUCCAAGUGGUUUUGCGUAGCGAUAUCGGGAAGUUGAAAUUAUAUUAACUUCCACGCUAAAACUCGGGAAGCCUAAGGGCACUCGCCACUUGGGGUAGCAUGCACCCUUUAAAAACUUCAGUUCAGUCUUCUAUUUCGAAAACAAUGGCUUGUGUAGCUCAAAGCCUGCCCAUGUGUAAGGCCUGCUUACAUCUUUUUCUUUCGAGUAUUAAGUAUUGUCAGUCCGUCCUAUAACUCUCAUACACGGCUGUAGCUGCUUCAAUACUCGGUAAAAGCAAUCCACACCAAGCCCAUUAUACCCCAGAAUCGAAUCUGAUUUUACUGUUUAAGCCAAUGUGUGUAAAUGUGUCUGAUUUUAGCUGAGAUAAUAGCUCUUUAAACCUACUCUGACACCUCUUGAUUGAUUUGAGGAUCCCUGUUGCCUUAAAGUGAAAAUGUGCCAGAUGUAAUAUUGUUUCCGUAAGAUUUCCUGCCUUCUCCACAACAUCGAGACUAGAAAUGAAUGUAUUGGGUUAUGAACUUGGAACAAUAAAAUUAUAUCUGGAACUUUGAAUAGAUAAAAAAUUGUUUAUCUAUGCAAUUCAAAUUAACGACAUGGGAGUGGGGAACUUGGCAGUCAGAGGGCUUAGUCUAAAGUUCCUGUUAUGUUCAUAUGUAUGCAUUGUAUUCCCUUGAUGUGUAAUAAAACAAUUUCCUUUGGGAUAGAUGCAUCACA